CCUCUCCCAUCAAUUCAAUUUCCUCCUGAGCACCUGCGCAUUUUCAGAGGCUCUGCUGUUUUGCGGGCGCACCCGUGUGGGGAUGACGUAAGUUAAAGUCUCGCAGCUUCUGUCAUCACCGCUGUAGACAGAACGCGGACACAGCUGUUGUUUGGACACGCCACCGUCGAGGGAGCCUAAUGUAGGGAGAGCUUCACAUGCGGAAAAGAAGUACAGCACGACUUGCUAUUCAGCUUCAAGUUGUACCUGCUUGUGAUUUCAGGUGACUUUCACAGUUGACGCAUCGGCUGCAUCGCUCUCCACGCCACUUGCACGUGUGCCGUGUCGAUCAUCAAGCAUCCAUCUUGUCUGCUUGAUUGUUCUCACACGGCCACAUACACCAUCACGCCGUCACGACUCUCACGACUGAACAUCCUACAUAGUGCUCUUUCCUAUCGGCGUUUUCGCAUGAUCACAGACAGCCGAUCAUGAUCCUCAGAUUCCAAAGCCGCAAUGGCCAAUUCCGGUUGACACUCGACGCCGAUGCCGAAGUGGCUGCGACACUUCCCGCUGUGCUCGAGCAUUUACCCAAAGACACCAUCUCAUCGUCCGUCACAAUCAGUCCGAAGCCUCACGGUGCAGAAUCCAGGCCAAUCGAAGCUCUGCAAGGGAUCACUUUUGCCCGGUUAGGACUGAAGCAUGGUACCCAAAUCUUCCUCGACUACAAGGAAGGAUCGGCGGCAGAUACACAGAGUGUCUCGAUUGCACCAUCAGAGUCUGCUCGCCGACUCAACGGACGCGAUGUCGCCCCAGAAGACGAUGCAUCGAGUGUAGCAAUUCCGAGUGUGCAAGCACGUGCGUUGAUAAAGAAUCCUUGGGACUCAGUGAAGCAAUCGGAGCUUGAUGACAGGCUUGACAAGCUGGACGGCAAGAUCACGCGGAGAAAAGAUGAAAAAAUGUGCAGGCAUGGACCCAAGGGCAUGUGUGACUACUGUAUGCCACUCGAGCCAUACAACAAAGAAUACCUGGAAGAGAAGAAAGUCAAGCACCUGUCAUAUCACUCAUACCUCCGCAAGAUCAACCACGGAAAGAACAAAUAUCAAUCGGGCACUUCCUACAUGCCGCCGCUCAGCGAGCCAUACUUUCGCGUCAACCCGGAAUGCCCAAGUGGGCAUCCUCCAUUCCCAGCACAGAUUUGCUCCAAGUGUCAACCUUCAUCCAUCACGUUACAGCAACAAGAAUACCGCAUGGUCGAUCAUGUCGAAUUUGCCCACUCCGAGAUUGUCAACAAGUUUUUAAACUUCUGGCGCCAGUCCGGCACUCAGCGGAUCGGUUUCCUUUACGGUCACUACGAGGCGUACGAAGAAGUGCCUCUCGGCACCAAAGCAGUCGUUGAGGCAAUCUACGAACCGCCACAAGUGAACGAGCUUGAUGGUGUCACCCUCAGCCCUUGGACAAACGAGGCGUCUGUCGAGGAGCUGUCAUCCAUGUGCGGUCUACAGCGCGUCGGGGUCAUCUUUACUGAUCUGAUACGAACAGACGACCCGGAGAAGCCAGCAGUAUGCAGACGUCAUGUCGAUUCAUAUUUCCUUUCGUCAUUAGAGAUCAUCUUUGCGUCUCAAUAUCAGGCAAAAUAUCCCCGGCCUUCCAAAUGGAGUGAGACUGGACAGUUUGGCAGCAACUUCGUCACUUGCGUGGUGUCCGGCGAUGAGACGAAUCAGAUCACCAUCUCAGCGUAUCAAGCAAGCAAUGCCGCGGUGGAGAUGGUGCGUGCCGACAUCAUCGAAGCAUCGGCUGAACCCAGUGUGGUGAUGGUCCAGGAUGAGGAUGAGAAUCUUGCUAUCGGCCGUCGGAGAUAUAUCCCAGAAGUUUUCUACAGCAAGAUCAACGAGUACGGACACAAGGUGCAAGUCAAUGCCAAACCUUCGUUCCCAGCGGAGUACCUACUCGUCACCCUCACGCACGGAUUCCCCAACGAGUCACACCAAAAGUUCGUCAAGAACGAUUUCGCCAUUGAGAAUCGGGACGCACUCGGAGAAUUACAAGAGCCAAGAGAUCUUCAGAAGCAGCUCAAGGCUGGUGCGAAUCGUGUCGCCUUGGAGACAUCGCAGGGCGUGCUUUCAGUGUCGGACUUCCACCUACUAACUUUCAUUCAUGGCCUCAACAUCCUCAGCGUGGAGGAAACAAGACUUCUCUGCAACGUCGCCACAUCACACGAUGCCUCACUAGGCGGCACGCUCAUGCAAACACCAGGUUGGGCCACUCUUGAAACAAUCCUGCAGCAGAUGUAGACGUCGUCUUUUUUUCCUUCGCGGCUGUUGCUGCGGCCGCCGUCGUCAGCGGGC
This is a messenger RNA of Dissoconium aciculare CBS 342.82, 2324 nucleotides long. RefSeq names its product polyubiquitin-tagged protein recognition complex, Npl4 component. The record is from RefSeq and is a predicted model, not a curated record. Gene Ontology annotation, biological process: ubiquitin-dependent protein catabolic process. Gene Ontology annotation, cellular component: nucleus. Gene Ontology annotation, molecular function: ubiquitin binding; ubiquitin protein ligase binding. Lineage: Eukaryota; Fungi; Ascomycota; Dothideomycetes; Mycosphaerellales; Dissoconiaceae. The transcript is spliced from 3 exons. The coding region runs from base 468 to 2270 and encodes 600 amino acids.